Molecule: messenger RNA, 1556 nt
Organism: Drosophila kikkawai
Lineage: Eukaryota; Metazoa; Arthropoda; Insecta; Diptera; Drosophilidae
Source: RefSeq, a predicted model, not a curated record
UCUUUAAGGCCUAAUAGGAUAAAUUCAAACGACGUUAUUCUAUAGCUUCGUCAGAACCGUUGAUUCUAUUAUAUGGAAUAAUUAUGUCCAUUCCCAGCUCCUUUAAUAAUUCGGAGACUUAUUUGGAAGCUGCAUCCAAAUUUUUGAGUACGUACUCAUGGAUUUAUCGUACAUCCAAUACAAAUUGUCUCCUAUCCAUCGAGUCCAUGCCGCUUGAUUUAAAAGAUUAUUUUCUCAGCAUUUCAAAUGAAAAGCUCAAUUUAGUUCCUCUUUUACAAGAGAAUCUUGGUGAUUGUCCGUUGUCGCUUAUAAGUUUCAGACAAGAAUUGAAUAUUUUAACGCCGAAGCAAAUUGAAGACGUGAAUAACUCAAAUUGUAAAGUGACUCAAAAAGCUAAAAACCAAAAAGGAAUUUCGGCAAAGAAAAUGCUAGAAAUAAAGAACCUUUCCCAACACGUAAACGAUCAUUGUGCAGAGUCCCAAGUUUUAGUUGACUUGGGCGCAGGUUUGGGAUAUCUUAGCCAAGCGCUUUUUGAUCUAAAACCAAAUUACCUUAUACUAGGCCUGGAAGCCGAUAAGUCGCGAGUAGAAAAAGCCCGUCAACGACGUCUAAGUUAUUUGCCACCGGACGCCAUAAAGUCUGUAAUAUAUCAACAACAUUUUGUUAACGCAGACUCUAGCCCAUAUAUAAAUGCGUUAACUACAGAGCUUGCCAAAAAUAACGGUUUUUCGGAAGUGGUGACAAUAUCAAUUAUUGGCUUGCAUGCGUGUGCGGAUUUGAGCAUUAAUGCCAUGCUGUUAUUUUUAAAGAUGCCCAAAGUUCGAUGUCUUCACAUUAUGCCCUGCUGCUAUCAUAAGCUGGAGUUACGUUCACAUGGCAACGGAGUCCGCGAUCACAUUACUAACUUUCCUUUGAGUAAAGCUCUCCAUAAAUCAAUUCAGAAAACCAAUCAGAAUUUGUUCUUGAAUAGACCAUUUCUUAGACUCGCUUGCCAACAAACAAGCUCUCAUUGGGACCGUGACUGCACUGCCGAAGCUCAUGAGGAACACGGAUAUCGAAUGUAUAUGCGAGCACUUGCAGAGGCAGUUCUUAACACAACUGAAAUAGUAAAACCUAAAAAGAACAUUUCUUUCACACCUAAAUAUCCAAUAACCAUGUUUAAGUUAAGAAGUGGGUUUCAAGUAUUUUCAAAGGAAUCUAGUGAGUCAAUAGAAUGGAACUCGACACAUGAAGCAAAAUUUUUAGAAUUCAGUCUCAAGUACCCUAACACUCAGGGACCCCGCCUAGCCGAGGCGUUAACAUGUUUGCAAACAGCUAUACAGAAACUUUGUGAAAACGUUGUGCUUUUGGACCGCUUAUGUUACUUGGAGGAAAUGGCGGCUAGUCAAAAUAUACCGAUCAAGGCUCAAUAUAAAAUAUUACUGGACGAGAAGAUAUCUCCACGAUGUCAAGUUCUGGUUGCUGAAAAAUGCGGGCUAAAAUUUCCUGGAACAUAAGUCUUAUUUGGUUUUGAAGACCAUGUUGGAAUAAAAAAAGACUAAGAAAAUAUAUUUUUG